AGGAGCUGCUACAAAUUUGCAGUGAAUUUGUUUUUGAUCCCGUACGCUGGCCCCAUGAUGUGAUGCUGAAUGAUUUCAUGAACAUAGGAAAGCUGUUCAAUGCAAAAAGAUCAGUUGUUCGGGUCCCUGAUCUUGAUCCAAAAUAUAAGAUUGCACUUCUUGCUUCAAACCAGGACCAUUGCCUUGUGGAUGUAUUGCAUGAUUGGCAAGAUGGUAGGCUUCCCGUGGAUAUAAGUUGUGUAAUAAGCAAUCAUGAUAGAGCUCCAAAUACUCACGUUAUAAAUUUUCUUAAGAGACAUGGCAUUCCAUAUUAUUAUCUGCCGGCUGACGAAGGAAAUAAAAGAGAAAGGGAGAUUCUCGAUUUAGUUAAAGGCACUGAUUUUCUUGUUCUGGCCAGAUACAUGCAGGUACUGCACUUCUAACUCUAAGCUCUUUUA
Molecule: messenger RNA, 437 nt
Organism: Dendrobium catenatum
Lineage: Eukaryota; Viridiplantae; Streptophyta; Magnoliopsida; Asparagales; Orchidaceae
Product: formyltetrahydrofolate deformylase 2, mitochondrial-like
Exons: 3
Coding region: 63-422 (119 amino acids)
Biological process (GO): 'de novo' IMP biosynthetic process
Molecular function (GO): formyltetrahydrofolate deformylase activity
Source: RefSeq, a predicted model, not a curated record